CUCCCAGCAUCCCAAAUAAGACACAUGCUCCUGGGCUGGGCUUCUCACUCACGUUAAGAUCUCCUGGACACAGCUUCUCCAAGCUUCUCUCUCUUCUUAGUUUUGCCUGGCUUCAUGGGUUGAAGGGCAGUCAGCGUUGUCCACAAUAUCGCAUCUCACAUCCACUCCUGAUCUUCUCACCCACACGUUCACACUCCAGUCUACAUCAUCUUAAGUACUAUGGUUAAUUCCUUAAACAUGUCUGGACUUGUCGCAGCGCCGGAGGCCUCCAGCGGAGAGAGCUGCGAUCGGCUGUAGUCGACUUCAGCUGCAGCACCGGCAAUCCACCUGCCACGGCGUGAAAGGGGUCCCCUUAGCUGUGAUCUGUCUGCCUGCAGGGGGGACCCAGCGCGACUGGGCAGCAGGUACUAUGCAUUUGGGACUGGUGGUGCUGACAGUGGUGUUCCUCAGCUCCAUGGGUCACGGCGAUAACCUCAGGGUCUCCAGAGGCAGAAGACAGAGAAGAAUAAGCACUGAAGUACCACCGUCGUGCUCCAAUGGCUGUGAACACUGCUCUGAAUACAACGGAUGUCUGAAAUGUCGUCCCCGACUCUUCAUCCUACUGGAGAGAAAUGACAUCCGUCAAAUAGGCGUUUGCCUCGCUGCAUGUCCUGUUGGAUAUUAUGGAAUUCGAAAUCGAGAUAUGAACAAAUGUACACAAUGUAAAAUUGAAAACUGUGAGGCGUGUUUUAGCCGAAAUUUUUGCACAAAAUGUAAGGAGGGCUUGUACUCGCACAGGGGCCGAUGUCUCUCCAGCUGUCCUGAUGGGUUCAGCACUGUCAAUGGCACUAUGGAGUGUGCAGUCCAGUGUGAUCUAAGCGAAUGGAGCCUGUGGGGACCUUGUAUGAAGAAGAACAAAACAUGUGGCUUUAAAAAGGGAAACCAGACCCGUACCAGGGAGCCCUUGCAGCUUCCAAGUCCUGCCACCUCCACCGGGAUCGUACCUCCCUUGGGCUGCGUCCCAGAGAUCCAGACCCAGAGAUGUACCGUGCAGAAAAAGAUCCCAUGCAAAGGAGAAAAUAGAUACUCUCAGAGCCCUGGAGAUAAAAAUGGCAAGAACCGAAGCCGGGAUUCCAAGGAAGGUGGAAGAGGGGGAAACAAGAAAAGAAAGACCCAAAACCGGGCAACCACUGCCUCCACCAUUACAACAAGCACGGUGACCUAACCGUAUCCUGGCAUUAGAUGGACCUAAAAAGAGAAAGGUCUUUGGAGAUAAACUGUAUUUGAUUGUGACGAUAUCAAAAUUAUGCAAAAAAAAGGAUUAACGCUGCUAAACGGAAAAAUGCUCAUGAGAACUGGAGGUUUGCUGUAAUAAAUAAUGAACUAUGUAAACUGAGUAAGGAAUCAAGGAGCUGGGUUGGCUUUUCCGGCGAUUUGGAAGCAACCAAUAGGACUGGUCUUGUGCAGGGUCGUCUUCCCACAGGAAACCAUUUGUGGUUGGAGAAAUGUUCCAUAUGUUGCUUUAUAGACCUAUGACUAGGUUUCCGAGUUAAGAGCCAUUGCUUUAACAUCUAAAAUAUCUUAAAACGCACUUGUGGUUCACCUAAUCCAGCUGUAAACACAUUCAUUUCUCCAAUGUUGGAUCUCCUUAUGCUUGUGACAGGUAACACACGUCUGGAAUCUGUCUGCAACUACUUUGUACUGCAGACUCGGAGGAAAAUGUUAUAGUGCUUUAUUUUUUUAAUCUGUUGUUUUCCUGUUGUUUUAUUGCAAAAGAAUGGCACUGGAACUGAUAUCGUGGUUUACAGAGAGAGUUUGGAAAAAGAAGAACUAUGUUUUCCUUUCAGUAAAUCUGUAUAAUCUAAAUACUCAAAUGACUCGGAGGUGAUAUUGUACACAGCACCUAGAGACAAACUCAUGUUCACCUAUAAUGUUUAGACCAGUUCUCAUUGUUUUAGCUCAUAAAACAGCCUAUGAAAAUAGAAAAAAAAAUGUUGUUUAGGAGAAAAUGCAUUAUUUUUACACAGAAGAGGGCAGCAAUAAUAUGAAGAAUGUAGCCUAUAGUGAUUUAGUAUGUUUAUGAAAGCUUGUGUACGUGUGUCCAUUGCGUUUUUCAGUCUGUGUUCUGUUGUGCACCUUUAUAAGGCAACAGGAAGAAGAAACGGUUGUCUCCUUACAGAAGUCCACAUUACACUUUGCAGUGUUUUAGGAACUACAUUAUGAAAAAAGGGCUUUUUUCAUGUUUGCUCAGUUAUAUUCGCAACAAGGUCAAUAUAUCACAUCCUUCAUCAGCAGUAACGUUUUGUACAUCAUACAGUCAUUUAAAUGUAGCAUCAGUUGUAGCUUUUCUUAGUCUGUUUGACACAGCCCAUUGACUUCAUGAGGGCAUAUUCAACAUUUACACCCAUAAUGAGUGCUGAACAUGUCAGCUUCAGUUUAUCUUGAUGCAAUGUAUAUUGUUAAUAAAAACAUGCAUACAAAUAAAAGGAGAGGUAAAAUGUA
This is a messenger RNA of Triplophysa dalaica, 2481 nucleotides long. It is a transcript of the gene rspo1, whose product is annotated as R-spondin 1. The record is from RefSeq and is a predicted model, not a curated record. Lineage: Eukaryota; Metazoa; Chordata; Actinopteri; Cypriniformes; Nemacheilidae. The transcript has 5 exons. The coding region runs from base 410 to 1204 and encodes 264 amino acids.